UGGCAGCUCUCUCUCACAGCUGGCGCGGGCCGUGUGUUUGAAUUUUCAGAAUAAAUCCAGAUAAAUACGCUUAUAGAGCAUUGGGGACGUGCUGUCAUGGAUGCGAAGCAUGCCACACUUGUCCACUGGUUCCGCAAAGGUCUCCGCGUCCACGAUAAUCCCGCCUUGACGCAAAUAUUUUCGGCGGCCAACGCUGCGCCUGAGAAAUUCCAUGUGCGACCCAUUUUCAUACUGGAUCCUGGUAUUCUCGAUUGGAUGCAGGUGGGCGCCAACCGCUGGCGUUUCCUUCAACAGACUCUCCACGACCUGGACCAGCAGCUAAGGAAGCUCAACUCGCGUUUGUUUGUAGUGCGGGGCAAGCCCGUGGAUGUUUUUCCCCGUGUCUUUAAAAGCUGGCGAGUUGAACUGCUGACCUUUGAGACAGACAUAGAGCCCUACGCCCUACAACGCGAUGCAGCUGUCCAGAAGUUGGCCAAGGCCGAGGGCAUCAAGGUGGACACUCACUGUUCCCAUACGAUCUACAAUCCAGAGCUGGUCAUUGCAAAGAAUAUGGGCAAGGCUCCGAUAACAUAUCAAAAGUUUUUGAGUGUGGUGGACCAGCUAAAGGUUCCCAAGGUUCUGGAGCUGCCGGAGCAAUUGGCAAAGAAAGCUCUGCCACCCAAGGAUGAAGUGGAGCAGCAGGACGACAAUGCCUACGAUUGUCCUACUUUAGAGCAGUUGGUGAAGAGGCCAGAGGAUCUGGGACCCAAUAAAUUUCCUGGCGGUGAAACCGAGGGUCUAAGGCGCAUGAAAGAAUCGCUGAGGGAUGAGCUUUGGGUGGCUCGCUUCGAGAAGCCGAACACGGCUCCCAACUCUUUGGAGCCCAGCACCACAGUGCUCAGUCCGUAUCUGAAGUUCGGGUGCCUCAGUGCGCGGCUCUUCCAUCAGCAGUUGAAGGCGAUUCUCAAGAGGCAGUCCAAGCACUCUCAGCCGCCCGUCUCCCUCAUCGGACAGCUCCUGUGGCGUGAGUUCUACUACACGGUGGCUGCCGCCGAGCCCAACUUCGACCGAAUGCUCGGGAAUGUGUACUGCCUGCAAAUACCCUGGCAGGAGCAGGCCGACCAUCUGGAGGCCUGGACCCAUGGACGCACGGGCUACCCGUUCAUCGAUGCCAUUAUGCGGCAGUUGCGACAGGAGGGCUGGAUACACCACCUGGCCCGACACGCAGUGGCCUGCUUCCUGACGCGCGGCGAUCUCUGGAUCAGUUGGGAGGAAGGGCAGCGUGUGUUCGAGCAGCUGCUGUUGGAUCAGGACUGGGCCCUCAAUGCCGGCAACUGGAUGUGGCUCUCGGCAUCGGCCUUCUUUCACCAAUAUUUCCGGGUCUACAGUCCCGUUGCAUUUGGCAAGAAAACCGAUCCCCAGGGCCACUACAUACGCAAGUAUGUGCCAGAGCUGGCCAAGUAUCCGAAUGGCUGCAUCUACGAACCCUGGAAAGCCACGCUGGCCGACCAGCGGGAAUACGGCUGCGUUCUGGGCGUUGACUAUCCGCAUCGCAUCGUUAAGCACGAGCUGGUGCACAAGGAGAACAUCAAGCGGAUGAGUGCUGCCUACAAAGUGAAUCGGGAAGUGCGCACCGGCAAGGAGGAGGACUCGCCUGAGGCCACAGGCAAGCGGAAGGUGGCAAAGACCAUAGGAAAUGCCGCCAAACGCAAACGAUGAUGACCAUCUAACAACUGUUAUGCUACCCCAAUUAGGGGUACAUAAUGUUUUGUAUUAUUCUAUACGAAUCUAUAAUGUGAUUGCAGAAUCUCUGUGAAUGGAAUUGAACUAUGACUAGAAAUUGUAUAUAUUGAAGCUGCAUAUGAAUGAAUUCAUUUAAAUGUUUAUUUA
Drosophila miranda is the source of this 1869-nucleotide messenger RNA. It is a transcript of the gene phr6-4, whose product is annotated as cryptochrome-2. The coding region runs from base 97 to 1698 and encodes 533 amino acids. Gene Ontology annotation, cellular component: cytoplasm; nucleus. Gene Ontology annotation, biological process: entrainment of circadian clock by photoperiod; circadian regulation of gene expression. Gene Ontology annotation, molecular function: FAD binding; DNA binding. The transcript is spliced from 2 exons. NCBI's taxonomy places the organism in Eukaryota, Metazoa, Arthropoda, Insecta, Diptera, Drosophilidae. The record is from RefSeq and is a predicted model, not a curated record.